CCGAGCUCCCACCUGCACGCGGCGCGGGGAGCCUCGCGGAGCGGCCCCUGCCUCGGAGCCCCGCCGGCGCCCGGACGCGCUGCGUGUGCCCCGGAGGAGGAAGCCCUUCCCUCGCCCGCCGUGCCCGCCCGGAGGCCCGUGGGGGCCCGGCCCGCGUGGACAUGCUCGUCCUCAGGCGCCUCCUCGCGUGGCUCCAGCUGCUCGGCGUCUGCCGCCUCGAUUGGACUUAUGGAUACUACAGACAACAAAGAAAACUUGUUGAAGAGAUUGGCUGGUCCUAUACAGGGGCACUGAAUCAAAAAAACUGGGGAAAGAAGUACCCAACGUGUAGUAGCCCCAAACAGUCUCCCAUCAACAUUGAUGAAGAUCUUACCCAAGUCAACGUGAAUCUUAAGAAACUUAAAUUUCAGGGUUGGGAUAAAACAUCUUUGGAAAACACCUUCAUUCAUAACACUGGGAAAACAGUGGAGAUUAAUCUCACUAAUGACUACCGUCUCAGUGGAGGAGUUUCAGAAAUGGUGUUCAAAGCAAGCAAGAUAAGUUUCCACUGGGGAAAAUGCAAUAUGUCUUCUGAAGGAUCAGAACAUAGUUUAGAAGGACAAAAAUUUCCACUUGAAAUGCAGAUCUACUGCUUUGACGCGGACCGGUUUUCAAGUUUUGAGGAAGCAGUAAAAGCAAAAGGGAAGUUAAGAGCUUUAUCCGUUCUGUUCGAGGUUGGCAUGGAAGAAAAUCUGGAUUACAAAGCAAUUAUUGACGGAGUCGAGAGUGUCAGCCGUUUCGGGAAACAGGCUGCCUUAGAUCCCUUCAUAUUGCUGAACCUUCUGCCAAACUCAACUGACAAGUAUUACACUUACAACGGCUCAUUGACAUCUCCUCCCUGCACAGACACUGUGGACUGGAUUAUUUUUAAAGAUACAGUUAGCAUCUCUGAAAGCCAGUUGGCUGUGUUUUGUGAAGUUCUUACAAUGCAGCAGUCUGGUUAUGUCAUGCUGAUGGACUAUUUACAAAAUAAUUUCCGAGAACAACAGUACAAAUUCUCUAGGCAGGUGUUUUCCUCAUAUACUGGAAAGGAAGAGAUUCAUGAAGCAGUUUGUAGUUCAGAACCAGAAAAUGUCCAAGCUGACCCAGAAAAUUAUACCAGCCUGCUUGUGACAUGGGAGAGACCACGAGUGGUUUAUGAUACCAUGAUUGAGAAAUUUGCCGUUCUGUAUCAGCAGCUAGAGGGAGAAGACCAAACCAAGCGUGAAUUUUUGACCGACGGCUAUCAAGACUUGGGUGCUAUUCUCAAUAAUUUAAUACCCAAUAUGAGUUACGUGCUUCAGAUAGUAGCCAUAUGCACUAAUGGCUUAUAUGGAAAGUACAGUGACCAGCUCAUUGUUGACAUGCCUUCCGAUGACCCCGAACUUGACCUCUUCCCUGAAUUGAUUGGAACUGAAGAAAUAGUCAAGGAGGAAGAAGGGGGCAAAGACAGCGGAGAGGACGCUCUCGUGAGUCCCGGCAGAGACAGCGCCACAAACCACAUAAGGAGGAAGGAGCCCCAGAUUGCGACCACAACCAACUACAACCACGUGGGGACCCAACACAGUGAGGCCAAGACCCGGCGGCCCCCAGCGAGGGGAGGCGGAGCCCCCGGGCCCGGUGUGCGCCGCACCUCCCAGUGGGUCACGGCGCCGGCCCCCCGCGGAGGGGUCCCCUGGACACCCGGGAGCGCCGCCCGGCCGCCGCCUCCCACGCCUCCGCAGCUGCACCUGCCGGGGCCCGCGGGGUCGGGAGCCGAGUCCCCGGAGGCGUCCACCGACCUGGGCGAGGAGGAGGGCCUGCUGACGGCGCUCGGGCUGGCCCCGGGCGCCGACCACUCCGCGGGCCCCAGCGCCGCAGCCCCGCCCGCGCCCCGGGCCCCGGCGCACGACGGCCUCGCGCCCCAGCCCGCGGGACCCGCUCCCGGGGAGCCAGCCGCGUCCGGCUCCGGGGCCGAGGAGCCCCCGCCCGACGCCGCCUCGGAGGCCGGCGGGGCCGGCUCCGCGCAGCCCCCGGCCCCGCGCCCCCCCGCGACCCCCGGCGCGCACGGGCCGCCCUCCGCCGGCGCGGCCCCGGCCCCGACGGCGCCCCCCGGACGGCAGGACCCGGGCCCCCCGCGGCCCCCCGCGAGCGCGGCGCACCCGCCCAGCACGCCGCCCGGCUCCCACGGUGAGACGCCCGCCCGGCCUGCCCGCGCUAGCCCGGCCCGCCCUCUAGCCCCCCCGCUGCUUGCCGGCCGGACCCGCAGCGCCAGCCCUGCCGCUUCCAGCCGCGCCCCGGCCCCGGCCCCGGCCCCGGCCCCGCAUGCCGCGCCCUGUGACUCCGCCGCCGCCGCCGCCGCUUCCCCGACGCUUGUGCUGCCCGCAGCCCCCGAGCGCGGCCCCGCGGCCCCCGCGCCCCCCGCGCCCCUGCUGCUGCCCCCGCCCGGCGCGUCGGGCGACGGGGACGCGGACGGCGACGCCGACGCCGCCGACUGGUCGGGCGCCCCCGCGGACAGCGCGCUCCCCGCCCCCGACGGCCGCCCGGGCCCCGCGAUGCCGCGCGCCGCACCUGUGCCCCCGGGGCAGGCGGGGCCGCGAGCCGAGGCCGACGUCGCGCUCCGCCCCGAGCCCGCCCCGCAGGCGGUGCCCGGCGCCCCGGAGGACGCCCCGGAGGACGCCCCGGAGGACGCCGUCGGGGUGCGGCCCUCGCGGGCCCCGGCGCAGGCCCUCGGGGCGGCCGGGCCGACCCCUGCGCUGCGCGCCGCCCCCCGCGAGCCCGCUGCUGCCCCCGCCCCGGCCCCCGCCCCGCCGCCCCUCUGCGAGCCGUCGGCCCUCCCCGCGGAGCCGCUGCAGCCCUCCCUGCGGGCCCCCGAGGGGCGCGCCGCGCUCGCCACCGCCCCGCCCGCGCCGCGAGAGCCCCCGACGGCGGGCAGCCCAGGGCCCGGGCGCGGCGGGGCCGCCUCGGGGGGAACCGCGUCCGCCCCCGGGGCCCUGGGGCCCGCCGCUAACCCCCAGGGUUCAACCGCGUCUCAUGCAAGUGAGAAAUCCUUCGAACCGCUGUGGCCGAGUCGCCAAAGUUCGCAGUGGGCUCCGUCCUUGCUCAGUGAGGAGCCGCUGCCCACGGCCAGGCUGCAGGUGAGCCAUGCGCUCGCCCCGGGCGGAAGGCGGGCACCUGCUACCCCGGCCUUACUCACCAGCGAGCUCCUGUAUCCCCAUGAGCUUCUCACCUCCACCGACGGGUCCCUGGCCCACGAGGCGUUGGCUGGGGCUCCGGCCUCCACGGCCAGUCUGCAGGUGAGCCAUGCGCUCGCCCCAGGUGGAAGGCGUGCACCUGCUACCCCGGCCUUACCGACGACUGCGCCACCGAGCACACUCACGAGCGAGCUCAUACAUCCCUAUGAGCUUCUCACCUCCACCGACGGGUCCCUGGCCGACGAGGUGUUGGCUGGGGCUCCAGCCUCCACGGCCAGUCUGCAGGUGAGCCAUGCGCUCGCCCAGGGUGGAAGGCGUGCACCUGCUACCCCUGCCUUACCGACAACUGCGCCACUGAGCACACUCACGAGCAAGCUCGUAUAUCCCCAUGAGGUUCUCACCUCCACCGACGGGUCCCUGGCCGACGAGGUGUUGGCUGGGGCUCCGGCCUCCACGGCCAGUCUGCAGGUGAGCCAUGCGCUCGCCCCAGAUGGAGGGCAUGAACCUGCUACCCCAGCCUUACCGACGGCUGCGCCACUGGGCACACUCACGAGCGAGCUCAUAUAUCCCUAUGAGCUUCUCACCUCCACCGACGGGUCCCUGGCCGACGAGGCGUUGGCUGGGGCUCCAGCCUCCACGGCCAGUCUGCAGGUGAGCCAUGCGCUCGCCCCAGGUGGAAGGCGUGCACCUGCUACCCCUGCCUUGCCAACGACUGCGCCACUGGGCACACUCACGAGCGAGCUCAUAUAUCCCCAUGAGCUUCUCACCUCCACCGAGGGGUCCCUGGCCGACGAGGUGUUGGCUGGGGCUCCAACCUCAACAGCCAGUCUGCAGGUGAGCCAUGCGCUCGCCCAGGGCGGAAGGCGUGCACCUGCUACCCCUGCCUUACCGACAGCUGCACCACCAAGCACACUCACGAGCGAGCUCAUAUAUCCCGAUGAGCUUCUCACCUCCACCGAGGGGUCCCUGGCCGACGAAGUGUUGGCUGGGGCUCCAGCCACCGUGUCUGACUCGCCUGUAACGGCCCGUCAUUCUGUUCCCUCAGGAAGUGUGUACGCUUCCAUCACAGCUGUCCCCGCCGGCACACAGAGCCCUGUCCCCACAACCAAGGUGCUCCUUCCUUCCAAACCAGCUUCCGGGCAGAUCCCGAGUGCUGGGGCUGAUGGUGGUUUAGUGGGUGGUGGUGACGAUGGGGAUUCUGACGAUUACGACGACGACGACGACAGGGAGAGAGACAGCCUGGCCGUGAGCAGGUGUAUGUGGUGCUCCUCCUAUAGAGAAUCCCAGGAAAGGGUAACGAGCGAGGCAGACCCCCGAGAGGGCAGUCGUGGGGAUCAGGCCGCCCCGACCUCAGGGUCACUAUCUGAAAGCUCUGCGGAAGACAAUAAAGGCACAGGUGUGACAGCAGACAGUCAGGCGGACCCGCAGAGAGGCGCUGAGAAAUCCCCGCCAGCGCCCGAGCCGCCCCAAGAGCCCCGGAGCGGGAAGCAGGACCAGGACCCUCAGACCGGGAAGGCCCAGCCUCCUCGCCCCCCGGAGCCCGGAGCAUGGGCCGUGGUUGCCGGUGACGAAGAGAGCGGCUCAGGGCACGCCCUCAUGGAUAACCUGAAUGACAACGACACCUCCACAGAUUUCAGUUUUCCAGACAUUAAUGAGAGAGAUGUGGAUGGGGGCCUGGAAGCAGGUGACUCAGAAAUGCCCCCCAGAUCCCCUCAGUCCUCCACGCCGACGGUGACUAGCAGGCACUCGGAAGUAUUCAACAUUUCAGAGGCAGAGGCCAGUAAUAGUAGCCAUGAGUCUCGUAUUGGUCUAGCUGAGGGGCUGGAAUCCGAGAAGAAGGCAGUUAUACCCCUUGUGAUCGUGUCAGCCCUGACUUUUAUCUGUCUAGUGGUUCUUGUGGGUAUUCUCAUCUAUUGGAGGAAAUGCUUCCAGACUGCACACUUUUAUUUAGAGGACAGCACAUCCCCUCGAGUAAUAUCCACACCUCCAACACCUAUCUUUCCAAUUUCAGAUGAUGUUGGGGCAAUUCCAAUAAAGCACUUUCCAAAGCAUGUUGCAGACUUACAUGCAAGUAGUGGGUUUACUGAAGAAUUUGAGACACUGAAAGAGUUUUACCAGGAGGUGCAGAGCUGUACUGUUGAUUUAGGCAUUACAGCAGACAGCUCCAAUCACCCCGACAAUAAGCACAAGAACCGGUACAUAAAUAUCGUUGCCUAUGAUCAUAGUAGGGUUAAACUUGCACAACUUGCUGAGAAAGAUGGCAAGCUGACUGAUUACAUCAAUGCCAAUUAUGUCGAUGGCUACAACCGACCAAAAGCUUACAUUGCUGCCCAAGGCCCGCUGAAGUCCACUGCUGAAGACUUCUGGAGAAUGAUAUGGGAGCAUAACGUGGAGGUGAUCGUCAUGAUAACAAACCUCGUGGAGAAAGGAAGGAGAAAAUGUGACCAGUACUGGCCUGCUGAUGGUAGUGAAGAGUACGGGAACUUUCUGGUCACUCAGAAGAGUGUUCAAAUGCUGGCCUAUUAUACUGUGAGGAGUUUUACUCUAAGAAACACAAAGAUAAAAAAGGGCUCCCAGAAGGGAAGACCCAGCGGGCGUGUGGUCACCCAGUACCACUACACCCAGUGGCCCGACAUGGGGGUGCCGGAGUACUCGCUGCCUGUGCUGACCUUUGUGCGGAAGGCGGCCCACGCCAAGCGCCACGCCGUGGGGCCUGUCGUCGUCCACUGCAGCGCUGGGGUUGGAAGAACAGGCACGUACAUCGUGCUGGACAGUAUGUUGCAGCAAAUUCAACAGGAAGGGACCGUCAACAUAUUUGGCUUCUUGAAACACAUUCGUUCACAAAGAAAUUAUUUGGUGCAAACUGAGGAGCAGUAUGUUUUCAUUCACGAUGCUCUGGUCGAGGCCAUACUCAGUAAGGAGACCGAGGUGCCAGACAGCCACAUUCAUGCCUAUGUCAACGCGCUCCUCAUUCCUGGACCAACUGGCAAAACAAAGCUAGAGAAACAAUUCAAGCUCCUGAGCCAAUCAAAUAUACAGCAGAGCGACUAUUCUACAGCCCUAAAGCAAUGCAACAGGGAGAAGAACAGGACUUCUUCCAUCAUCCCCGUGGAGAGAUCACGGGUCGGCAUCUCGUCCCCGAGCGGGGAAGGCGCAGACUACAUCAACGCGUCCUAUGUCAUGGGUUACUAUCAGAGCAGUGAAUUCAUCGUCACCCAGCAUCCUCUUCUCCAUACCAUCAAAGAUUUCUGGAGGAUGAUAUGGGACCAUAACGCCCAGCUGGUAGUCAUGCUUCCUGAUGGUCAAAACAUGGCAGAAGAUGAAUUUGUUUACUGGCCAAAUAAAGACGAGCCUAUAAACUGUGAGAGUUUUAAGGUCACCCUUAUGGCUGAAGAACACAAAUGUCUGUCUAAUGAAGAAAAGCUUAUCAUUCAGGAUUUUAUCUUAGAAGCGACACAGGAUGAUUAUGUGCUUGAAGUGAGGCAUUUCCAGUGCCCCAAAUGGCCAAAUCCAGAUAGCCCCAUUAGUAAGACGUUUGAACUCAUAAGUAUCAUCAAAGAGGAAGCUGCCAGCAGAGAUGGGCCUGUGGUUGUUCACGAUGAGCCUGGAGGAGUGACGGCAGGAACUUUCUGUGCGCUGACAACUCUUAUGCACCAGCUAGAGAAAGAAAAUUCAAUGGACGUUUACCAGGUGGCCAAGAUGAUCAACCUGAUGAGGCCCGGAGUCUUUGCUGACAUUGACCAGUACCAGUUCCUCUACCGAGCGGUCCUCAGCCUCGUGGGCAGCAGGCAGGAGGAGAGUCCACCCACCGCCACUGACAGCAACGGCGCACCGCUGGCCCCCGGGAGCACGGCCGAGAGCCUGGAGUCCCUGGUGUAGCCCGGCCGGGGCGCGGCCGUCCCCAGAUCGAGGCAGGACAAGUGGCUUCCGCUCCGCUCCCUGCUCACGUCCACCACCUGACCGGGACCGUCGUGGCGUGGGAUCCCGCUGCCGAACUCCCGUCAUUAACAGCGUGUGCCUUUCUGCAGAACUUCUUGUGAUUCUUAGUUGCGUUUGAACUAAAAUGGUUGAAUUUUACAGUAUUUCUAAGAAUGGAAUUGUGGGUUUGUUUUCUCAUAAUGAUUUUAACAGAAAAAUUUUGAUUUAUAGAUAUUAGGAAUUCCCAACUACAGAACACAUGUUCGUUUGUACUGUCAGAUUUUAGCUGUAUUUGUAGCAAUCAUCAGGUUUGCUAGAAAUAUAACUUUUAAUAUAGUAGAUUGUAAAUAAAACACGCCGUUCCCUAUGAUAUUCAGCGAUUUACAACUGCAGUAUUCGCCUAAAGUAGAAAUAAUCUGAUACUUACUGUAAAUACUGCUCUAGUGUCUCCAUGGACCAAAUUUAUAUUUAUAAUUGUAGAUUUUUAUAUUUUACUACUGAGUCCGUUUUCUAGUUACGUGUAAUUGUUUCUUUUAAUGAUGUAAUUCAUUAUCUGGUCUUACUCUAUAAGCCCUGACGUUCUUUCGUGGUAUCUUAUAAAUUAACCGUGUUUUAGCAUGUGACUUUAACUUUUAUGGGAAAUAGAAAUACGUUUGUUUCAAAAGAUGUUUUUAUGAGAAUAACACCUUACCCAGCAUUGUUUCAAUUGGUUUUUAUCCAAGGCCUUGCAAAAAUAAAUAUGAAUAUUGCUAUCCAUUUGCAGUUGUUUGGGGAGUGUCGUGCUGGGGCACGUGCAGUAGAAAAGUGUAGACACGGGGGCCCCUGGGAUGGUGGAAGUGGAGAAAGGUUGAUGGGAUGGAGCUGCGAUUCCCAGCCUGGGCGCCGAGGUGCACGGGAGCUCACUGACAGCGCACAACCACUAUUAUUGCCUUCCUGGGACCUCACUACUCACCGUGGACCAAGCAAUGGUGGCAAACUUCAGUUAGAACCAAGCUGGGGCUAGAAUUGUGCAGAUUUGCUUGUCAGGGACGAGCUAGGCUGGCCUGGCAGCGGGUGGAUUGACAGACCCAGGCCGGGAGCUCUUCAACCCCAGGGUAGAAAGAAGGGAGGACGCCCCACGCGGGGCACAUGGGCAGCAUCCCAGAGCCCUGGGCAGCUGAAGUGCGGAGAGACGGAAACACCCUUGGCGACAGGGGACUCAGAGCCUGGAAGCUGUCCCCUGCCUCAGCUGGGACCGUUUAGUAGCAGCCCUGAGGAGGAGGUGCCAACCCCCAAGGACGCCCAGGGCCAGAGCCAGGAAAGUUUCCUUUAAACUAGUGGCUCUCGCGUCAGAAAGGACAAAUGCCCACCAUGUGCUUCGACGUGGGUGGGACGGGACUGGAGGGUGUGAUGCUGAGUGAAGUCAGUCGGAGAAGGACGAUCAUCACAUGGUCUCACUCUUACGGGGAAUAGGAUAGAGAAAGGGAUUAUAGGGAAAGGAGGGGAACUGAGUGGGGAAAACCAGCGGGGGAGACAAACCCU
Molecule: messenger RNA, 8630 nt
Organism: Nyctereutes procyonoides (raccoon dog)
Lineage: Eukaryota; Metazoa; Chordata; Mammalia; Carnivora; Canidae
Gene: PTPRZ1
Product: protein tyrosine phosphatase receptor type Z1
Exons: 30
Coding region: 162-7070 (2302 amino acids)
Biological process (GO): peptidyl-tyrosine dephosphorylation
Molecular function (GO): protein tyrosine phosphatase activity; protein binding
Source: RefSeq, a predicted model, not a curated record